Trametes versicolor FP-101664 SS1 is the source of this 1512-nucleotide messenger RNA. RefSeq lists its product as uncharacterized. Bases 49 to 1056 code for a protein of 335 amino acids. The transcript is spliced from 5 exons. The record is from RefSeq and is a predicted model, not a curated record. Lineage: Eukaryota; Fungi; Basidiomycota; Agaricomycetes; Polyporales; Polyporaceae.
CCCCCUGCUACUACAACAAGCUAUAGCGAAAGCAAGUAAAUACCUACCAUGAACUCGCUCUCUAUUGCCUCCACGCCGAAAUCCCCGGAAAUUGGAGAAGCAGACUUCAUGACUGCCCUUCCCUCCCUGCGCAUCUGCACGUACUGCGCGAAGCCCCAGGACCAGUAUAUGAAAUUGAUGAGGUGCUCGCGGUGUGCAUCUGCGCUAUACUGCAACAGAGUGUGCCAAAAGGCUGCGUGGCCCGUUCACAAAUUAUCGUGCUCUUUACCCAAUGCUGCAGCUCUCGGCGCGGUCUUAGCGGAGGUCAGCGAGGUCCGGUCGUUCGGGUAUCGCAGCGCCGAAGAUUUCAAACAAGUCUUGAGGGACUUCAUCGACACACACUCCUGGGCAUUCCGAUCCUUCGCAAAGGCCGAGCUCUUGCUCAGGGGCGGUCCACAAUAUAUGAACACUCCUCCGGAGAUCAUGACGGUCGACCUCCGGUGCGUCUACGCCCCAGGAUCCCCGCUCGACCCCGCGCGUACGUUCAAGUUCGUAAGGCAUGGUUGGCAAACGAUCGAGGAGUGCACGAGAGAUCCCAUCGACGCGCUCAACUGGCAGGGAGCUCAAGCAUUACGCGAGGUCCGAGAGAGGGAGUGCAGGGACGAACCCCGAUUUAUCGGCAUGCUCCCUGUGCUCUAUACCGUAGAGUACCCCCACAUGCAACACCUAUUCUUCUUCGCCCAGUUCCACCCGUUGUCCGGCUCCACGUUCUUCCAGCCCGAACAGUUUAACGACAUAGGGCGCAACGCAUUGAUAGCGGACAUCAAGCUCCUUUGCACUAGUAGCAUCAACAACGGGCUCGCUUUACGAUGUGCUGAGGGACAGGGCUCCAUAGCCCCGCUUCCGGGACGCUUCGUGCGUUUGAACAAGGCGUGGACUUGGGAACCGCUCUUCACGGACUGGGAAGUGUAUUUGGCCGGUCCCCGGGGGAUCGAAGAGGUGGAAGCCAUGCUUGGCGAGGCCCUCCAAUACGAAACGUCAGCUGUGCUCAUCUUGGAGGUCGUCCGCGCCUUGUGAUGCCCGCGUCCGACCCGAUCCUUGCGACCAGUGCUCGUAAACGUGGUCUGGUUUUCCCUAUCUUCCUCUUCCUUGACAUCGGGUAAACGUCGCUACAAAAUUGGGAGGAGAGGACGAGUUCUCUUGACGCCCCAAGUGUACAACAUCUUCCUACGAUCUGCGAAGUCCUGCAUAUUUAUAUUCGGCCAUUCCUCGACGCGCACACAUCCGUCCUUCGAAAUAUGUGCCCCUCUAUCCCCGAUCGUUACACUCACUCCUCGAUCGCCUUGUCGCCAUCGCUAAAAACAAGUUCGGGCGCGCGGACAGUGCUGAAGAAGGCUCCGUUCGGAGUUGGGCAGUCUCCGUGGUAGGACCAGGUCGCUCGCAGUUACUGAACGGGCCUCGAGGAACACAAAUUGACCAAACAUUACGUGGUGGGAUAUGUAGCAUGCAUCGAUUUCUUGUAACAUAUUUUGC